Arabidopsis thaliana (thale cress) is the source of this 3262-nucleotide messenger RNA. RefSeq names its product Protein kinase superfamily protein. Gene Ontology annotation, cellular component: Dbf4-dependent protein kinase complex. Gene Ontology annotation, molecular function: kinase activity; protein serine/threonine kinase activity; transferase activity. The coding region runs from base 100 to 2769 and encodes 889 amino acids. NCBI's taxonomy places the organism in Eukaryota, Viridiplantae, Streptophyta, Magnoliopsida, Brassicales, Brassicaceae. The record is from RefSeq and is marked reviewed. The transcript is spliced from 14 exons.
CACGUGCCAUUCUCCCGCUCCUUCUCCAUUUGCCCCCCAAAUCUCAAAUUCUCAAAUCCCUAGCUUCUCUCUCUCUCCCUCAGAUUCACAGCAUUUGCAAUGUCAGAAAACUCGGAACCGCGUCAACUCGAGAAUUCUACAGCCGGAAGAGAGCUCAUUCCUCUUAGUCCCACCAAUUCAGACGGCAACGACGACCUUAACUAUCAUCUGCAUGCUUUUGAGUUAUCUCGUCUCCUACUUUCUUCUGGUCAUCCAGAAUCUGUUAUAGAUCUUUCUUCAAAGUGUACAUACUUCCAAGGUUCUCCUAAUCUCGUCAAAUAUCUUUGCUCGAUCCCUAAUUCUCCUAUUUCCCUUGCCGAAGAUGGCUUCACUGUGACUCUCUCGCCUGAGUCUCCCUCCGCUCCGGCUAGUUUCGCCUGUAGUUUGGAUUUGCAGGAAAAUGUUGUGUUAGAACAGUUUAUGGAUCCGAGAUCUCUCACGCUAAAGCAUUCGAGAGAGAAUGCGGAACAAGAGGAGCUAGAGCUCAUGCCAUUGCCCAAAAGAAGUCGAAAUGAUGGAAACGAUGUGAAUUACUCUGUAAUAGAUAGCAGACCUAACGACAUCAGAACUGUUGCCUGUGGAACUAUGCUUGGGACUAUUUUAGCUCUUGAAUCCCAAGCUUCGGUUUUCAAUUUAAGUGCAUCUAACCGAGGAAUAGAGGCUUUUGUUCAAGAUCAUCAGCCUGGUCCGCAGACAUCCAAUGCUUCAGUGGAUGUCAAUCCUACACAUCGGUUAGAGGAAAGCAAGAACGAUUUGCCAUCUCCUCAGGAGGAUGGAUAUUACGAGCGACCUGAAAUUGGAGAUUUCCAAAUUGCUGACAACCAAAUAUUAAUCGAAGAAGGUGAUGAUAAAAAUAAGAAGGAUCUCUUCCCUAAGGGAGAGAUACAAACUGAUUCUGUGCAGUCCGAUCCCGUUGCCUCAUUGAUGCCAACAGAAAAUGAGUUAGAACCAGUGCAGAUUGUGGAUGACACUGAAGAUCUACUUGUAGAUGAUCACACUGUAGACAUCGUUAGCACCCCUGACAGAGAGCUGCCGUUGAAGCCUUCUGCUACAGAAGCUAAUCAAGAUAAAUCUUUGGUACAAAAAACUCUGGAUCAAUGCAAAUUGCCGGGAAACAGCAAAACGUACAGCUGUUCCCCUGAGAUAAAACACACCAGAAAAAGUAAAGUUAUCCAGAAGAGGAAGCAGAAUUUUAACACCGUUCGUCUUAAAGAUCAGAAGGAUCAGGCAAAGCAUAACACAAUUCCAGAUUUUGAUUCUUACACUAUUGUAGAGGAAGAAGGUUCAGGUGGCUACGGGAUUGUUUAUAAGGCAACGAGGAAAACUGAUGGAACAGAGUUUGCAAUUAAAUGCCCUCAUGUUGGCGCUCAGAAGUAUUAUGUGAAUAAUGAAAUCAGAAUGCUGGAGCGUUUUGGGGGGAAAAACUGUAUAAUAAAGCAUGAAGGCUGUCUCAAGAAUGGAGAUUCUGAUUGCAUCAUCCUUGAGCACCUUGAACAUGACAGACCUGAUUCAUUGAAGAGAGAAAUAGAUGUGUAUCAGCUGCAGUGGUACGGCUACUGCAUGUUCAAAGCUCUAUCGAGUCUGCAUAAGCAGGGUGUUGUUCAUAGGGAUGUUAAGCCAGGAAACUUCCUCUUCUCUAGGAAGACCAACAAAGGCUAUCUCAUUGAUUUUAACCUUGCCAUGGAUUUGCACCAGAAGUACAGAAGAGCAGAUAAAUCAAAAGCAGCUUCAGGUCUUCCUACCGCCAGCAAGAAACAUCAUACAUUGGUUAAAUCACUCGAUGCGGUAAACCGAGGGACCAACAAACCUUCUCAGAAAACUUUAGCGCCUAAUAGUAUCAAGAAAGCAGCGGGAAAGACAAGAGCUCGGAAUGACAUGACCAGAUGGGAGAGACUCAAUAGCCAAGGGGCAGAAGGGUCUGGCUUAACUUCAGCUAAAGAUGUGACCAGCACAAGGAACAACCCUUCAGGUGAAAAGAGAAGAGAGCCUUUGCCAUGUCAUGGAAGAAAAGCGCUUUUAGAUUUUCUGCAAGAGACAAUGUCUGUUCCAAUUCCAAACCAUGAAGUAUCAUCCAAAGCUCCUACGUCUAUGAGAAAACGGGUAGCUGCUCUUCCAGGGAAAGCUGAGAAGGAACUUCUUUAUCUGACCCCAAUGCCACUGUGCUCUAACGGUCGGCCUGAAGCAGGGGACGUAAUUGAGAAGAAAGACGGUCCUUGCUCAGGAACCAAAGGCUUCCGAGCUCCAGAGGUUUGCUUCAGAUCUUUGCACCAAGGACCUAAGAUAGACGUGUGGUCUGCGGGAGUUACUUUGUUAUACCUCAUAAUGGGAAGGACACCUUUCACUGGUGACCCUGAACAGAACAUAAAGGACAUUGCACAACUACGAGGCAGUGAAGAAUUAUGGGAAGUAGCCAAGCUGCACAACCGUGAAUCCUCUUUCCCUAAGGAAUUAUACGAGUCAAGGUACUUGAAGGGGAUGGAGUUGAGAAAAUGGUGCGAACUCAACACAAAACGCAGAGAGUUUCUAGACGUAAUUCCACUAUCGCUUCUUGACCUCGUUGAUAAAUGUUUGACCGUUAACCCGAGGCGACGAAUCAGCGCAGAGGAUGCUCUCAAGCACGACUUCUUCCAUCCAGUACAUGAAACCCUUAGAAACCAAAUGCUCCUUAAACAGCAGCCUACAGUGGUUGCUGACGCAGUAAGCCAAACUCUAAACUAUUUACAAUUGUAAAAGUAAAUAAGAAAAAUAUAUUUAACAAUCUUCACUCCACUGUCCACACCACUCAACUUUGGAAAACUAAAAAGAGUAUUUUAGCAAAUUAGAUAGUUUGAGUCUUCAAAAUAUCUUUUGUAGAGGACACAAACUUGACGUUUUUGUCUAUUUGCCUCGAAAUUAUGAUAAAUUAUAAUCUUAUUUCUGUUUUUUACAAUGACUUAGUCAUAAUUCAGUGACAGUUGACAACCACAAAAUCAAUCUUUUAAAAUACCGGUGUAUAGUAAACCUCUGUAUCAUAUUAGUUUAGUUCGUCUCAAUUGUCUUGUUAGGUGGUUUGAUGUUAGUCACUUAAAAAAUUAUUUGUUUAGUAAGUCUUCUAUCAAGUGGGAGACCAAGUCUUCGAGGAAAGGAAGACCAAGUUUCUCCUCUCUUUCUCUCUUACUCUCUUACUCAUAAUAUGUAUUGCUAAUUUACUUCUCUUACGAAUCUUCGUCUCUUCUCUGAGUUC